GUUAAGUGAAGGGGGCGCUGCUGGUGAAAUUGGCGGGAAAUGAUGACGCGUGAGGCGCGUACGGGCAACGCCUAGUUAGUUGGAAGGACACGGUGGAAGUGUCAAUGUCGUUGUUGAAUCUAAUUUGCUAAUAAAUUAGUUUUUGGGUGAAUUCCGAGUUUCAUUUACAGAGCAGCGGUAGGAUAUUGCUCAAAUAAUCGUUUCCGAUAGAGAGUGGUGAAUUGUGGUGAUUUUGUGAGGAAUUUGUGGGUGGCCAAGGCAAGGGCCAAAAAUUGAAGUUUUGGGAAUCUGUACCGUUUCAUUCGUAACAAAAUUGUGUUUUACGACUUGAAAUCGAACAAAUCAAUCGGGUGCUAGCCGAAUUUAUCUGGUUUUUCUGAUUUCUGACGAGUUCUAGGAGUUACGCAACCACACGCUGUCAAUUUUCAUUUGGGUGUGGCUCAAAAGGCGCGAAAAGUUUUCUGGUGAGAUUUUCGCAAUGGGGCGUCACAGGUACCGAGGAAAUGUGGACUCGGACGACUCGGACUCAAGUGACGAUGAGCCACGGCCGAAAAGGUCCGCGCCUGGGGUCUCCAGUACAGUAAAUUCACCCCCAGUUUCGGCCGAGUCCGCUAGAAUCGCGAGACUUGAGCAACUCGUGGAAAACUUGAAUCGACGUUUGCUAAACCGCAAUUUUGAGCACACAUCAGGACAAGUUGGCAUUAAAAGUGACCUGAUUCCUGAAUUCGCUCCAGGAAACCCCAAUUUUAGUACCACUAAGUGGUUGCAUAAAAUUGACCAGUUGGCUCUCGUGAACGGUUGGGACGAACGUACAACGAUUUACGGCAUGAUAAGUCGACUCAAGGGGUUGGCCAAGGAGUGGUACGACAAUCUCGAUCCCUCAGCAUACGACCGGAGCUGGGAUGAAUGGAAACGUUUGUUACAAGCCACCUUCCCCGAUCACCACGAUUAUGCUUCCACACUUCGUAAGCUAGUGAAUAGGGUGAAGGAAGAUGGGGAAACCUGGGCACAAUAUUAUUUUGGGAAAUUAAAUCUGUUGCAGGCUUGUGACAUAACAGGAACGAAUGCAGUCUCCUGUCUUAUUGAUGGAAUCACUGACGUGACUCUCAGAAAUGGGGCUAGAGCAGGGCGUUACGUUACACCCGAAAGCUUGUACGCUGAGUAUUUGUCGACUCUGAGAUCCGAAGGUGACAAGCGGGAUACGCUCGCAAAGCAGGUGCCUCGGGAAAGGAGGAGGUUCCUUCCAAGUCGAGUCGAAGCACAAAAACUGUAUUCGUCAGUUCGGUGUUACAAUUGUCGUAAUCGAGGACAUGUUGCGACAAAGUGCCCGAAACCAAGAAUUGAGUGCAAGAAAUGUGGUCGCAUUGGACAUGUGGAUGCUGAGUGCCGACGUGGUAACGUAGUAAAAGAAAACAUGUCUAAGCAGGCACUAACGACAAGUGUAGCUGACGCAAGUAAUAAUAAGAAUUAUUACAUAGACAUUAAGGUCAAUGGUAAGCCGACGCGAGCUUACAUUGACUCAGGAGCUGAACCGGUCCUUGUCAAGCAAAGUGUUGCUAGAGAAUUGGGACUGAUGUGGCAGCCAAGUUUACAUUUGAUUCGUGGUUAUGGCCAGGGAAUCACCAAAGUGCAUGGGGAAGUCGAAGUAGAGCUAGAAGUGGAUCUUGUCAAGGCAAACGUAAAAGCUUUGAUCGUCGAAGACAGUGCACAACGUGUGCCUGUCAUAGUGGGACAGACCUUCCUGAAUGCGGGUGCUAAUACGAUUAUAGCAAAUGAGGAAGCUGUGAGAGUAGUUGACGGAAACAACGAAUCGAUCCAAGCAUUUCUAGGCCAACUUCCGACACGAAAAGUUGCACUUUGGGCGGAAGAGGAAACAGUGAUCCCUCCUCAAUCCAUUGGUUGCAUACGAAUCAAGGCAAAAGACGAUGGGUGGAAAGGAGCUUAUUACGUUGAAGGGUGUCAACGUCCGAGACCAGGGUUCGAACACGUUGUUCAUCGGUGUGUCACAUGUGAUGGAGGCCUAGUGACCGUUCGCAAUCUAUCGCACCAAGAUCUGGUCUAUCGAAAGGCGCAAAUCGUUGCGAGAUCUGAGCCUUGCGAGCAGGAAAGGACAGCUACGACGGUGAGUGUGUUUUCUGUGGGGAAGGUUGAGGUAAAGAGUUUUCAACGGUGGGAACUUCUUACACAAGUCAAUAAGAAUCUAGACCCGGCUCAGUUCGAGCAAUUGUUACAACUCGUUAACGAAUUUCGAGAUUGUUUUGCACGAAAUGUAGCGGAAAUAGUUUAUCGUCCUUAUCGGUUAUCGCAUCACGAAAGAAGAAUUGUUCGAGAUAUAGUAAAUGACUUGUUAGGUAGCGGAGUCAUACGAGAAUCAGACUCGCCAUAUUCGAGUCCCAUAUUGUUGGUGCGGAAGAAAGAUGGGCAACACCGUAUGUGUGUUGACUAUCGGCAAUUAAAUUCGAAAACAAUCAAAGAUCGCUUUCCGUUACCACGAUUUUUCACCACACUAGAUCUCGCGAGUGGGUACUAUCAGAUCCCAAUGGCCACCGAAUCGAUUCCAAAGACAGCAUUUGUUACGCCUGAUGGGCAUUACGAGUUUGUCCGCAUGCCUUUUGGUCUAGCCAACGCUCCGGCAGUGUUUCAGCGAGCUAUGAAUAAGGUGUUGGGUCCAUUACGGUUUCAGACCGCUUUUUGUUACAUAGAUGAUCUUCUGAUACCUUCCAAAGACUUUGAAACAGGUCUUAACAAUUUACGAACGGUGUUUCAAUUGCUUCGACAGUUCGGAUUGACUCUAAAGCUGAGUAAAUGUUGCUUCUUUGGAAGUCAAAUAGAGUAUUUAGGGCAUGAGAUCAGUGCGGAAGGCAUUAAGCCAGGCGAGACAAAAAUCAAAGCAGUGACAGCUUUUCCCAAACCAACAGACGUACACAAACUUAGGCAAUUCUUAGGUUUGUGUGGGUACUUUCGAAAGUACGUGAAAGAUUACGCAACAAUAGCAAACAGUUUGACGAGUCUCCUAAAGAAAGGCAGUGCAUUUGUUUGGGAAGAAGCACAAGAGCGGGCUUUUCAGACUUUAAAAGACAUCUUGACGAGCAGACCAGUUCUUGCAAUUUACGACGCGGAAGCUGAAACGGAGUUACACACUGACGCUUCUAAAGUUGGAAUUGGUGGCAUUCUGUUGCAACGACAAGGUGAUGGAUCUUUGCGUCCAGUUAUGUUUUUCAGCCGACAGACGACCAAAGAGGAACAAAGGUACCACUCGUACGAGCUAGAAACGCUAGCGGUGGUCUGUUCUCUCAAACAUUAUCGAGUAUACUUGUUGGGGCUUCAAUUCAAGGUGAUCACAGUCUGUAAUGCUUUACGAACAACCCUUACCAAGAGAGAUUUGAUUCCACGAAUUGGGUGAUGGUGGUUGUUGACUUCUGAGUUCGACUUUACUGUAGAAUACAGACCUGGCAGUAAAAUGAGUCACGUUGAC
This is a messenger RNA of Tribolium castaneum (red flour beetle), 3475 nucleotides long. RefSeq lists its product as uncharacterized. Gene Ontology annotation, molecular function: zinc ion binding; nucleic acid binding. Lineage: Eukaryota; Metazoa; Arthropoda; Insecta; Coleoptera; Tenebrionidae. The coding region runs from base 479 to 3403 and encodes 974 amino acids. The record is from RefSeq and is a predicted model, not a curated record. The transcript has 2 exons.